ACACAUUUGUGGUUCUUUAUUUACUUUGUAACCCAAGAUUCCAACCACAAAUCCUGAUUUAGAUGCCAAACAACAUACAAAUUUAGGUUGGUUUGCUACUGAUGUACAAAGGACAACUAUACCAAGGGACUAUACAAGAAUGUACACAAUAAAGGAUUUUUGUGUUGGUGCUGUUAGAAGGAGCAAAGCAGCUGUAAGAGUACUUGUAAUGGGAGAAGAUUCUGCUUGUGUCAAAGAUUCGUCAUGCAACAAUAAUAAAGAUACAGAUGUUACAGUUGAUGCUCAGCUAGAAGUUACAGACGAUGGUGAUCAACAUAAGUGUAUCAAAUGCAAUAAGUUUACUUUUCAGUGUGUUGCUCUUCAUGGAACUUGUGUUGAUAUUCAGUUGUCCACUGAGUCAGCACAGACAAAAACUGAAAGGCCUCUGACAGUUGAAGCCUCUACACAGACUCUUUCUACUCCAGUCAUAACUUCAUCAUCCUUACCUGAUCUUGUAAGUUCUGCGCCAGUGAGAGCUCAAGGACCACCUCCGCCCCCACCACCACCACCUCCUCCACCCCCACCAUUACCGAUAUCAUUGGGAAAACCGCCAUCAUUAACCGCUGUCAAAAAGAAAAAGACUGUAAAGAAAAGAAAGUCUGGAGGGUUACCACAAGCUCCUGAAAUAACUGCUGAAGCUUUGAAAACUGUCAAGUUAAGAAAACCAGAAGAAAGAGUGUUGAAGUCUGUACCCCAACCCCAACCAAAUGCUAGUGGAAGUCCGAUGUUUAUUUUGCAGAAACAUGAAGUUAAAAAUCAGAAAAUUCAUGCUCUUUCAAAGCCUAACCAGAAUCCGAGAAAUAAAAUUGUGAAAUCCUCAUCUGCUCCAACAUCACCUAAAUUUCAUAGUCCAACCACUGGGUCACACCAAAAGGCCUGUACAAAGGCUACUAAGAGUUUAAUUGCCCCACCUAGUAUCACACUGGAUACUUUAAAGAGUGUUUCACUGAAGAAAUCUGCCAGUAAAUCUCCACAGAGGAGCACUGCUAAUUCAAAAGAGAAUUUUGAAUGCAAAGCUGGGGAAACAAUUGAUUUUAAACAAUUCUUAAAGAGAACAAGGCUUGCUCGCAGCCCUGGUGGCACACCAAUGCCUAGCAAGAGGAAAAAACAGCCGACAGAAGAAACCACAAGUUAAUCAACUUUUAAAUACAGAUUUUCUAUCAUAUAGUCUUUUGCAAAUUACUUUCAUUUUGAAUAAUAAUGUGGCUAAUGAUUGAAAAUGUACCAACUUAUAAUAAAAGGGAAAAGAUCAUGAUUAUAUUGUAUCUAAAGUUUUAUCCACUGGAAGGUUAAAAAUGUUAAGGGGGAGCUAAAUUGUUUUUAAAAGUUGUAUCAUUGCUUUCACUUUUAAUUUAUUUCAUAUUCAAGAUUUAUAUUAAUAUGCUUAACCGGAUGAUUAUUUUACAUGUUUUGUCUUUCAAAUUCGUUAUGUGGGCUUUCUAAAAUGUAAAUUACUUAUGUACAUAAUAUUUGUAAAAUGUUAACAGAAAUUUAGGAAUUUAAUGCUAAAAAAACUGUAUAGCAAAUUCUGAACAUAGCUUAUGUAGGAUUGUGCUGUUUCCUACGUAUGUUUUGUUGAUCCUUAUUGCUUUUAUUUUAUAGCCAAUCCUUUUAGCCCACCUCAUCUACCAGAUCACUAGGUAAAGGGGCAUAACUUUAUGCUAUUAUACAUUUUAUUUUAACCACAUGCAUUUUAAACCUUAAAAUCAAAUCAAAAUAUAAAUAUAUAUAAAAAUGAAUUUCUUGAACUUAAAUAAAAUAAAAGUUAGGGAUAAAUGAGUUAUGUUUAUGGUCAUUAGAAAAUUAAACAAUUUAAAAAUAAUUUCUUCCAGUAUUCCAAACAUUAAACCUGUUUGCUUAUCAAUAUUUUGACAUCAGUUACUUCUAAAAAAUGCCCACUUUUUAAGCAGAAAGAUAAUUUAUAACAUGUAUAAUAUAACCACUGUGUGUUGUUGGCACAUUAUUUUAUUUCAUUAUCAUUGUCAGUAAAUAUUUUACCUUGUCUAUGUACAUACAAGUCAAAUA
Molecule: messenger RNA, 2064 nt
Organism: Physella acuta
Lineage: Eukaryota; Metazoa; Mollusca; Gastropoda; Physidae
Product: proline-rich protein 11
Source: RefSeq, a predicted model, not a curated record